AUGCAGACCUUAGUGUUAACUCUGACUGUGCUAUUGCUGCUGUCCCAGGCUGUUCCAGGUAGCACCAAAAGAUGCUGGAAUUCUCAGGGCACCUGCCGUGAUCAAUGCAUCAAGAAUGAAAAGGCUUACAUUUUCUGCUGGGGCGGCAAAAUGUGCUGUGUGAAACCCAAGGACCAAAUAUCAUGGAAGCAUUAGCACGUUGAAGUCUGAGGCCACAAAAACGAAGCUGACUCCACCUAGAGGAUGACCUCAGCAGUUUCCUGAGCUUAUUAAAACACCUUUGGCUGACUUCUGUGUCUGUCUCUAAGUAUUUGUAGCCAAGCACAAGCAGAUGUGAGGGAAAGGGUACAGUUUGUCUGUCUUACCUGGGGAUUCCAUAUCUGUGCAUUUAAUCAGCUGCAUGUUGAAAAUACUCAGAAAAAAUUGCAUCUCUACUGGUACAGACUAUUUUUUCUUGUCAUUUCUAAACAAACAAUGCAUUCAAGAAGUAUUUGUGUGGCAUUUAACAUCGUAUUAGGCAUUAUAUGUAACAUGGAGAUACAGUCAUUCCCUGCUGUCUGUGGCUCUGUAAUCCCUGGAAAUACUGAAAUUUGCUUACAUACAACAUCAUGUUAUGUGUGUGACCUAUACACAACCUCUCACGUGCUUUAUUUCUUAUUUCUUAUUAGGGUGUGCUGAUUGUACUAGAUAACGGACUUCACUGUCACAUUUUCAUCCUUGUACUAUACUUGCAGAAUAUACUUGGACAUGUCACCCCAUUACUCUCUCACUCCUCUGGCUCUGGUCUCCUCUCUCUUCCCUAAUUGUCCCCGCUCUACUCAUGUGACAUUUUUCUUUCUGUCUUUUUCCUCUAGGUUUCACAUACAAGAGAAAAUAUGAUCCCUGUUUUUCUGAGUCUGGCUAUUUCUAUUUCACUUAACAAGACGCUCUCCAAUUCUAUCCAUUUUCCUGUAAAAUGAAAUGGUUCCAUUCUUUAUAACUAACACUUCAUUGUCUGUUCAUCCAAUUUCCUU
Nannospalax galili (Upper Galilee mountains blind mole rat) is the source of this 1013-nucleotide messenger RNA. Its product is annotated as beta-defensin 123-like. Bases 1 to 195 code for a protein of 64 amino acids. Gene Ontology annotation, biological process: innate immune response. Gene Ontology annotation, cellular component: extracellular region. Lineage: Eukaryota; Metazoa; Chordata; Mammalia; Rodentia; Spalacidae. The transcript has 2 exons. The record is from RefSeq and is a predicted model, not a curated record.